Juglans microcarpa x Juglans regia is the source of this 2548-nucleotide messenger RNA. Its product is annotated as ATP-dependent DNA helicase Q-like 3. Lineage: Eukaryota; Viridiplantae; Streptophyta; Magnoliopsida; Fagales; Juglandaceae. The coding region runs from base 161 to 2353 and encodes 730 amino acids. Gene Ontology annotation, molecular function: 3'-5' DNA helicase activity; four-way junction helicase activity; ATP binding. Gene Ontology annotation, biological process: double-strand break repair via homologous recombination. The transcript has 19 exons. Gene Ontology annotation, cellular component: chromosome; cytoplasm. The record is from RefSeq and is a predicted model, not a curated record.
UCCUCAGAGAAUAAAAGUACGACCCUUUUGUGUCUAUUUUUCUGGGUUCUUCAGUUUCCUCUUCGUUUUCUGAUUCUUACGUUCCAAACAUAUUUAGAAAAAUAAGGGAAAGAGCGAGAAAGUGGUUGUGUUUGGUUGCAGAGCGUCGACAGGACUGGAAAUGAAGAAGUCACCGCUGCCGCUACAGAGCAUUCGCGGUUCCGUGAAGCAGGUUUGCGGAAAGGAAGCUCUGGCGAAACUUCUGAGGUGGCAUUUCGGUCAUGCUGAAUUUAGAGGCAGGCAGUUUGAAGCCAUCGAAGCUGUUCUCUCGGGGAGAGAUUGUUUUUGUCUGAUGCCAACUGGUGGAGGGAAGUCAAUGUGUUAUCAGAUCCCUGCACUGGCGAAACCAGGAAUUGUGCUUGUUGUUUGUCCUCUAAUAGCCUUAAUGGAAAACCAAGUUAUGGCUUUGAAGGAGAAAGGAAUUGCGGCUGAAUAUCUCUCUUCAAUCCAAACAUCACACGCCAAAAACAAGAUCCACGAGGACCUUGAUUCUGGAAAACCAUCACUUAGGCUGCUGUAUGUAACGCCAGAACUGAUUGCAACUCCUGGGUUCAUGUCAAAGCUGACUAAGAUCUAUGCUAGAGGGUUGUUGAAUCUCAUUGCCAUAGAUGAGGCACAUUGCAUCUCAACUUGGGGCCAUGAUUUCAGGCCUAGCUACCGUAAGCUUUCAUCUCUGCGGAACCGGCUUCCUGAUGUACCAAUACUGGCUUUGACAGCUACUGCUGUUCCUAAAGUUCAGCAGGAUGUGAUAGAGUCCUUAUGCUUGCAAAACCCAUUAGUCCUAAAAUCAUCUUUUAAUCGUCCUAAUAUAUAUUAUGAAGUUCGAUACAAAGAUCUUCUAGAUGAUGCCUAUGCCGAUUUGUCUAAUCUACUCAAAGUGACUGGAGAUGUUUGUGCAAUUGUAUAUUGCCUUGAACGUACAACCUGUGAUGACUUGUCUGCUCAUCUAUCAAAAACUGGCAUUUCAUCUGCUGCUUAUCAUGCAGGACUGAAUAAUAAAGUGCGGACAUCUGUUUUAGAUGAUUGGAUUUCUUCUAAGAUACAAGUAGUAGUGGCCACAGUAGCUUUUGGGAUGGGUAUUGAUAGAAAGGAUGUCAGAAUUGUUUGCCACUUUAAUAUUCCAAAGUCAAUGGAAGCCUUCUAUCAAGAGUCAGGUAGAGCUGGCCGUGAUCAGUUACCCUCAAAAAGUCUUUUGUACUAUGGAAUGGAUGAUCGCAAAAGAAUGGAAUUUAUUCUUAGCAAUAGUGAGAAGAAUAAGUUACAGUCCUUGAGGUCAGAGGAAGGAUUGUCAAAAAACUCCUUGACUGACUUCAUUCAGAUGGUUGAGUUUUGCGAAGGUUCUGGAUGCCGAAGGAAAAAGAUUCUUGAGAGUUUUGGGGAACAGGUACCUGCAUCACUAUGUAGAAAAUCAUGUGAUGCUUGCAAACAUCCAAACUUAGUGGCCAAGCAUUUGGAGGAACUCACAACUACUUGUGCUGUUCGGCAGAAAAGUAGUUUUUCUCAAAUUUUUAUAAGCAGCUCCUCAGAUAUGAUUGACGGAGAACAAUUUUCUGAAUUCUGGAAUCAUGAUAAUGAUGAGAGAAGAGAUUCUGAUGAGGAUAUAUCUGACUAUGAUGACGAUACCACUAAAGCUGUUCAGAGCCUAGCAGGGUCAAAGUUACCAUCACAUUUGGGACUAGACGAGAAGAUGGAGUUUUUACAGCGUGCAGAAGAAAGAUAUUACCAGAAUAAUAUCUCUGAUAGACAGAAUAAGAAACUAGAGAAGAAUGUCAUAUCUGAGACUUCGAGGGAAUCAAGCAAGCAAAGAUUACAAAAUGCUCUAAAGCAGGCUCAGCAGCGGCUUGGCAACUUGAAAAUUGAUGUGGAAACGUCCGCUUGUUUCCUUGAGAAGGAGUGCUACAAGAAAUAUGGGAAGACUGGAAAAUCAUUUUAUUAUUCACAAGUGGCGAGUACUGUAAGGUGGCUGUCAACCACAAGUUUGUCGGAGUUAACAACUCGGCUUGGCACUGCCACCAGUUUGACCUCGGAGGACAUUUUGUCUAAAGCAGAGCCUUCUACAACAUCAUUGCCUUUGUUGGAUCAGGGACCAACAAAAUUCACAAGCGAAGAGCUCAAUGGCAGCUCUAGAUCGGAGAUUUCUUUAGGAGUUUCACCACUACAAAGUACUUCCUCUAGUACAGAUCUUCCGGUAAUUCCAUCGUUCUCCGAUUAUGUCAACAGCAGAAAGGCAAAAGGAAGCCUAACUAAUACAUCACAAAAGCAAUUACCUAGAACAACAGUUCAGAAGAACCCCGGGAAAAGGAUGAAAUUGUAACAAGGCUUUUUUUCUGUUCUCAAGUAAUUAUUGCUUCGGUUCAUACAGUUUCGGGGAAGUAGUGUUCGAAUGAGAUUGCAAAACUUUUAGAAUGAUGUAUUUUUAUUAUAUGCAUUCUAGUGUAUAUGGAAUACUAUCUGUCGACCCGACAGAAACGUUGUAGCGCUUUUGAAAAAUCGAAUGUCGUUUAUCCAA